CGUAAAGUGCCGUAGAACACGACGGUGUGUCACGUGAUCAGCCUUCCCGCGGUAAUCACUAACGGUGUCGAGCUCGGUCAUAGUGAAAAGGCUUGCAAGGGCUAGAGUCUUUCUCAUUCGCUCAGGAGCUCCUCGAAAACAGCCGUCAAUUCAUCACCCGUGGAAAGAUGUCGGACGAAGGGAAAUUGUUCGUUGGAGGCUUGAACUUCACCACGACUGAAGACACAUUGGCGAUGGCCUUUGGAAAAUAUGGAACCAUCGAAAAAGUCGAUGUGAUCAAAGACAAGGAGACGGGAAGGUCCCGCGGUUUCGGCUUCGUCAAAUACGAAAACAUGGAGGAUGCUAAAGAUGCUCUGGAGGCCAUGAACGGAAAGACUCUGGACGGCCGGUCUAUUCGCGUGGAUGAAGCAGGGAAGGGUGGUCGCUCCAGAGGAGGAUUCAGCUCAGGCGGCCCACGUGGAGGCGGCGGAGGCCGAUUCGGGAGCUCCAGAGGCAGAGGUGGUGGAGGCUACAAUGGAGACAGAGGUUAUGGUGGUGGAGACAGGGGAUAUGACAGGGGCUUCGGAGGUGGAGACAGAAGCUUUAGCGGUGGUAGCGGCGGCGGCUACAGGAGCGGCGGCGGCGGCUACUCGGGCGGCAGCUACAGGGACAAUAGGGGACAAGGCGGCUACGGCGGUGACCGUUCCAGCUCCUACCGCGAUGGAUACGACAGCUAUGCUGCAAACGACUAAACAGCUCCCCGAUUCAAGAUCAUCACUUGGCUGGCUGUAUUUCAAAGAUGCGCUCCUCAAGAAAAUCCGUCCAUGUUGUUUAUGGCUGACCUUAGUUUUGUAGUUCUGUUGUAGUAGCCCGAGCAUCUUGAUUAAGAAUGUAGCCAUGAGUUAUGGUCAUUUGGUCACUCCCCCUUUUUUUUUUUCUUCCCACUUUUUUUUCCCCCCAGUAUUAAAAGCAAAUAUUUCAAUUAACGCUCUUCACAAAUACCUCUUGUAAGACAACUAGGUCAAUUCCGUGAAGCCCCAUUUUUGGGGGGGUCUUACUCCACCAGUCAAUAGCAUUUCUUUGCGAAUGAGCCAACACUCAAGAGUUGCUUGUAUUUCAGUGUUUUUUGUUUUUAUACACCUGUUGAAGGAGCUUUUUUUCCACCCCCUGAGGUUCACACUGGCUAGGGUUUUAACUCUGAGGAAAGAUUUUUUGUUUUUAAGGCCAAAUACCUUUUUUUUUUUUUUUUUUUAUUUGUCCCUUAACUUAGGUUAGUUUGCGCCUCCUGUGUGUUCAAUUUCCCAAAAGCGUGAAUUCCUUUCAGAAUGGUGAACUACAAAUCCGAAGUGGCCGGCUGUUCAUGAAGUUGCAAAUUGCAGCAUGCUACAGUCUGUCCCAAGGUAUCUUCUGUGCUCUGCUCAACAUCUGCAUUCAUUUUCUUUUUUUGAAAAACGACAAAAAACCAAACCAAACAUGUGCUGUAAAAUUGGACUCAUCUUGUCAAGUGAAUCGAAACUGUAACUUCCGUUUCCUUUUAAAAGUAAAAAAAAAAAAAAAAAAAAUCACGAUCGGGAACAGAUUUGUACUUUAUGUUCUUUGUAUGGCUAUUUUUAUUUUUUUUUUGUCAGUUCGGCUUCAUGGAGCCCAUUAAACAGAUUGUGGAAAA
Messenger RNA from Corythoichthys intestinalis (scribbled pipefish), 1645 nucleotides. RefSeq names its product cold inducible RNA binding protein a (gene cirbpa). Lineage: Eukaryota; Metazoa; Chordata; Actinopteri; Syngnathiformes; Syngnathidae. Gene Ontology annotation, molecular function: RNA binding. Gene Ontology annotation, cellular component: spliceosomal complex. The transcript has 7 exons. Gene Ontology annotation, biological process: positive regulation of mRNA splicing, via spliceosome. The record is from RefSeq and is a predicted model, not a curated record. The coding region runs from base 168 to 731 and encodes 187 amino acids.